Messenger RNA from Ilex paraguariensis (yerba mate), 915 nucleotides. The record is from the annotation of a GenBank genome assembly. NCBI's taxonomy places the organism in Eukaryota, Viridiplantae, Streptophyta, Magnoliopsida, Aquifoliales, Aquifoliaceae.
AUGGAGGUUGAAGCUGAUUCCAUGGAAGCCACACCCAAGGGUGAAAAGGAAGGAUGUAAAAGCUAUUUAAAAGAUAAAGAGAUCAGUCAUUCUCAUUCUACAAAGCUUGGGCCAAUUGAUGACCUGAAUUUGAAGGAAAGAAUUGAACAGGGUGAGAAGUUGAUUCAGAAGCAGAAUCAAACUCGAUCUGAAAUGAUGGAAAAACUAGAGAUAAAGAAGUUGGAUCGAAACCACGUCAUUUCACAGUUACAGAGGCCAUCACAUGGAAGUGGUGUCGAACGUAUUAUCAAUUGGAAGAAGACGGAAAUAAGAUACCUCACAGAGUGGGAUGGAGACGAUAUGGUGUCAAAGUUGAAGGGACCAUAUUGUGGGUAUGAGGCCAUGCAUUUUCUCAACUGGAAGCAGAUGGAAAUAGAUUACCUGCAACACACUCUAAGUAAGCUUCGCUGUUCAAAGAAAUCAAGCAAAAGGACGCCUAAUGGUCCACCUUCGGCAGCAACGGACCUUGAUGAAAAAGUCAAGAGUUUAAGUUAUAGGGUACAACAUGGAAGCAGAAGUUUAGCAGAGGAGAAACAGGUCCUUAAUGAGAUAAAACAGGCUGAAUUUGCAAGAGAAAAACGAACCAUUGAUAAUGUUGUACAACCAUGGUUUCGAAGUUACUAUCGCUUUGAAGAAGUUAAAGUGUCGAAGGCAGCCAUUAAGAAUCGUAUCAUACUUAUAUCCUCGGACUUACACGGUUUAAAGAAAGAGCAACAGACAUUUAGAGCUAAAGUGAAGCGUCUUGAGAGAGAGUUGAAGGAUGCAGAAGGCAAUAUUAGUUCGUUGCAAAAAAAAUUGACAAAUAUCGAACGACAGAGAUACAAAGCAUAUGAAAACGUUCUUGAACUUGAAAAGCAACUGAAUGAGGUGUUCUGA